Molecule: messenger RNA, 993 nt
Organism: Galeopterus variegatus (Sunda flying lemur)
Lineage: Eukaryota; Metazoa; Chordata; Mammalia; Dermoptera; Cynocephalidae
Gene: PSMG3
Product: proteasome (prosome, macropain) assembly chaperone 3
Exons: 2
Coding region: 252-620 (122 amino acids)
Biological process (GO): proteasome assembly
Source: RefSeq, a predicted model, not a curated record
CUAGGAAACGUCCCGCCCUGUCGGCCUGGCCUGUCUGUACGAGGCAGCCACUGAGUCCGGAAAGUUCCGGCGAAGUCUCUGUGGGCGGGCAGACACUCGCUUUUGAAUGGGCCUAGUUGUCUUUCUGCUUUAAUGUCAUUGAUAUUAUGUCAGAGUCCCAAGGUGUAUCUGACACUGAUUGACUCCUUUUUUUUUUUUUUUCUUUCUUUCUUCUUAGCCUGAAGUAAAGCUGCCAUUCAGGAGACUCAGCCAUGGAAAGCAAACCCUUAGUGACAUCGAAACAGAAAACUGAAGUGGUGUGUGGGGUCCCCACCCAGGUGGUCUGCACAGCCUUCAGCAGUCACAUUCUGGUGGUGGUGACCCAGUUCGGGAAGAUGGGUACCUUGGUCUCCCUGGAGCCCAGCAACGUGGCCAGCGACAUCAGCAAACCUGUGCUCACCACCAAAGUCCUUCUGGGGCAGGAUGAGCCUCUCAUCCACGUUAUUGCAAAGAACCUGGUAGCAUUUGUGUCUCAAGAAGCCGGAAACAGAGCAGUCCUCCUAGCCAUGGCAGUGAAAGACAGAAGCAUGGAGGGGGUGAAGGCCUUGAAGGAGGUGAUCCGGGUGUGCCAGGUGUGGUGAUCUGAAGUUGACUGCCACAUGCUGUUUAUAGAACCAAGUGGAAAUCCAGACAGCCUCUCAGGGACUCGAAGACCCUUCUUUCCAUCACAGUCAGAAGGAGGAACUUUCUCUGACUUUUUAGCCCUCGAACCCAGAAAAAAAUAUUCAUGUCUCAGGCAGACUGUUACUCUGGUUACUGAUACCAUCCAUGGGUAGAGGGAAAAAGUGGACUGUGUCUUGGAGGAGUCGUGAGUGGUUCUCACUGGGGUCGAGAGUUGCAUAUAUUUGAGAAUUGAAAGAAUGAGCCAGCAGGCAUAAUUCAUGGCCCUUCAUAUACGGUAUCAAUUGUAGGAGGAAAUUUUUUUUAUUAAAAAUAAAUGUGUAUCUCAAAAUA